Messenger RNA from Elaeis guineensis (African oil palm), 6639 nucleotides. RefSeq lists its product as uncharacterized. NCBI's taxonomy places the organism in Eukaryota, Viridiplantae, Streptophyta, Magnoliopsida, Arecales, Arecaceae. The record is from RefSeq and is a predicted model, not a curated record.
UGGUUGCGAUUGGGUUCUCAUACAGGAUUGAUAAUAGAGAGAGAAAGAGGAAAAUAAGUAUUUACUCUUGUUUUCAAGAAGGGGAGAGAGAGGGAGAGCCGGAAAAGGGAAAGAGGCGGAGGAUCGGCGAAAGCGAGUGGAUUGGCGUCGGAGAUAAGGAAUUGUCUCAAAGGAAAGAACGCAAGGAAGGAAUCUCUCUUGUUCCACCUCGUUCUUUAUAGUUCAGCCUUAGAAGAAGAAGAGAGGGAGAUUUGGGCAGGAGAAAAGAAGGAAGGUGAGAGAUCUAUUCGAAGGAGUAAGGAGAGAAGAAAACAGGAAGGAAGGGAGGAACGAUCGUGCGCCGUGGCCUCGGUUGGAUCCAGGUAUUGAAACCCUAGCUCUUGAUUUCUCUAUGUUUUUAGGUUGUUUUAGCCCCUCGUCAUCUCUGGACACGCCAUGGGAAGGGCUGGGGUUCUGCCGCUCCGAUCGCCACGAAAUCCACCAGAUUUGCUCCGGAAGUCGGUCUUGUUCUGGGAAUCGGAGCUGGUCUUGGAUCUUUGACAACAGGAAGGCAGAGGAUGAUGGCAGAUGGAGACUAGGGUUGGACUUUGUGUGGAAUCCUGGGCGCCGAUCGUUAGAUCCAUCCCUUCUGAAGAUGGCGGAGUGUUGGACAUCUUGGCUUGAAAUCAGAUUCCAUGGUUUCUGGUUAGAGAUCUUUUGACCUGAUCUCAUCCAUGAAGGAAGAAGAGACUUGUUGCUGUGAUCUUCCUCGUCGAUUUAUAGGUCUUGGCUUGGACUUGGAUCUGCUAUCCAUGUCUUCUUCCUCAUCUCUAUGGCUGCCUCGGUUAUAAAGGGAGCAUAGCUGCUGUAUUGGCUGAGGAGAGUGGCAUUCUUGCUUCUUCUCGAACUGCCUUCAGUUUAUUACUAGAUUGUUUUAGGGUUUUGACGGGUUAAUUACUUCUUGGAGUGCCGUCAUUUGUUUCAUCGUCAUCCGAGUUUAUUUUCUGUUGCUUCUGCUACUAGCCUUAAAAUCUGGGACGAUUUUGGGGUUUCCCUUUGUUUUGAAGGGAUGGAGAUUGUUGGCUUGAGACUGGAUUAGGGCAUCUUGUGACCCUUGCUUCCUUCGUUGCAGUGAUUCUUCUUUGCUGUUUUAUGUUUUUGAUCAGAUGAUCUUUAGCAGAGGAGGACGCUUUGGAAAAUUUUCGAUCCAAGAUUUAGUACUCAGGGGAUUUUCCUUACUUGGCAUACACCUUAUUAGCUACGGUUGAAAUCCUAGGUACAGUGGUGCUAGGCAGUGGAUCUCUUGAGAGGUGAAUGAUUAUCUGUCCUCUGAAUAAUUUAUCUGUGCUCUGGUGGAGACUGGCAAAAGUGUGGAAUGGGGGAACCCUUACUGCCUUUUCUCGUGUGUGUUGUCGCCCUGCCAAUUUUUGGAGGAGUAAUGAUAGAUUUCGUACUGUGACUGUGUGCUUGAAAGUUUUAGUUUGACACUGUUAAUCUGGCUCCAUAGUUGUUGUUUUCUGAAUCUGCACUGAAGGAAGAGAUGCAGGCAUGCCUAUAAGGCUGGUUAACAUGAUCAGCCUCAAGAGGCAGGCUCAUGUUGAUUUGGAUGUGGUCACGUGAUUGAUAACAUCUAGUCUUUUACUUCAUCUUGGGAAGCAAGAAGAUGAGGGAUCUGAGUCAAUGGUUGGUUUCCAAUCUUCUAGGUUUAAGGCAUAAUAUAUCAUACUCCAAUUUAGCAUGAAGUGAAUGCAAGACUUUCUGGCAUACUUCUUAAAGUGUAUGCUGUAUAUUUUGUCUAGAUUCGUUUGUGUACUUGUACUAGAGGUUCUCCCUCUGCUCUUGAAUAUCCCAAUCACCGGGAAGGAUCAAAUUCCUGUAAGAGCUGUGGUGGCAAAUUGGCAGUUGACAGGCAAGGAUCCCUGUCAGGAAGCAUGCUGAGCACUGUUGGACUGGAACUAUCAAGAGUUAUCGAUCCUCAGUUGAACUGGAAGAAGGCUUCUAAAGGCAGGCAAAGGACUGUAAGACGAGCUAGGACUUCAUUUCCUGGGGGAAACAAAAAGAGGUCUACAACCAAAAGUUUGAAGGAUAGUGAGGAUGCUGCUGACAAAGAAUUAAAGAGAGCAGGGGACAUUCCAGUUUCUGAAUCAGAGAAGCUUGGUGUAAGUAUUCUUGGACGACGAUUCAGUGAUGCUUUAGAAAGCGUUCCAAUAAAGAAAAGACGAUUUUUGUUAGUCCGUUCUCCAUCCCCACCACCCAAACCGUCUUCUCAUUCUGGUGACUGUGAUCACAUGGUAGAGACCCAGGGUGCUUCAUAUCAGAGGACUGCAUCAUAUUCGAAACAGCAUCAAGAAAAAUCCAUUGCUGAUGAUAAAACUGGUUUAAAGGAUUUAAAUGAAGAGAUUUCUGAUGCUGUCGAUUUCUCUGGUAUUUCAAUAUUGGCUGCUGCUGCUUGUGACAGUGACAUGAGUUGUGACAGCAUGAAUCCUGAAGAUUUAGGUUUUAAUGGGCAUGCUUCUAAAGCGGAUGACCUUUUAGGGAGCUCCACUUGUGUUGAAUCACAUUCCUUAUUUGAAGUAACAAAGGAUCAACUUCAGCACAGGUCUGAAGAUUUGCGUGGUAAAUCUGACAUACAUCUGGAAGCAUCUUCUACAUUAGACCUGCCUGGUAAGGGAUCAGACAGAAUGAAAUUGGAUGAAUCAAAUGAUACAGAAAGCUCUACUGGGACCUUGCAAAAUUUUCCAGACAAAACAGGGACAAAACCUUCUUCUCGUGAUUCUAGAUUUCACUGGGAUCUUAACACUGUGAUGGAUGCAUGGGAGAGUAAUUGUGAUGUAGUCGUGAAUUCCAAGCCACUUGCUCCUGAUGUUGUUGGUGCAAAUGGUAUCCAUAAUGAAAAUAUGGAAAACAUCGAAACUUCUCGAGGUGACAUGGAGUGUGGAGAUGCCAAACAGGCUCUUGAACUUGUUGACGCCAGAAUUCAGGUAGGUGGCAUACCAAAAGUUGAUUAUAGAUUACUGGAUACCGAAGUGCAAGACAGACCUGGUGUACCGAAGGAUAACUCUGCUGUAGAUCUUGAUUGUUGUUCUCUUCCUUGUGGCGAUGGUUUGGUCCAAGAGGAGCAUCAAUUGGACAAAGCCUCUGUUGCUGUGGCAGUUUCUUUUGAGGAAACAAAACUUCUGCAUGAUCAGGAGAUGGGCAGCUGCACAACAAAAAUUUCUUCUCUAGCUGGAGGUGUCAUGGGUCCAUUAGGGGACCCUCUGGUGACUGAUGUGGUACGGCAAGGAAAAGACGAUAUCUGCUUUGGCUCUGAGGUGGAAGCUGAAACCUCAUCUUCUCAUCUGGUUUCCAGUGUGAAUGUGAGCUGUGGCUGUGCAACCCCUCCAUCUGAAUUGCAUCCCAAAGUGGACCUGUUAAUCAAUGAACCAACCUUGGAGGAAGACAGAAAUCCAGCAUCUUUAGCUUAUUUUGCUAACUUCUCUGCUGAUCGUUGCCUGACUGAUGCUAGAAUGGGGCAACCCACUCAGAUAAGCAGUUCUCAAGGUGAGAAGCAUGGAUGUUUUCAUCAUGAUUCUCAGAGUGGCAACACUGAUCAGUGUCUCAAUGUUAGUUCUCCUGCUGAAAAGGCCUCUGAUGGAAAUAUCUGUGCAAAUGUGAUAAAUGCUGGUGACUUACCCAGUGAACUUGUGAGCCCUGAUUGUAUAGGUGAAACUGAAUGUGAUCAUGCUGAUAAGGGCAGUGAAGCAGAAAUAAACCCUUGCCUAUCAAAUUCUCAUCCUCAGCAAGGAUCAUCUAAUCAUGAUGAGUUUUCUUCCAUAGGCACUGCUGCUGGUGAAUAUGAAACAACUGCUGCAGAGUUGACGAUGGACAAUGAUAAAGUACCUGUGGACUCUGAUGUUGAUUUGGGUGCCACCAUAACUGAUAAAUCUGAUCAUAUCAUCUCCAACACUUCUGAUGGCAAUUCAGCGGGUGCGGUGGCUGCAGUGAUUGAUGCAUCUCCCUUGGAUUGUCCUGUGAGUUCCCAUGAAGCAAGUAAAAACCAUAUGGAUGGUUUUGUGAAUGGUCCUGCUGAGGCUGCUUUAGGUGAUCAUUUUGAUUGCUACAAUGAGUCAUAUGCACCUCAAAAUGAUGCCGAUCGGGCUGUUGGAAUGGAAAAAGUGGACCUUGAAGAUGAUGAUUCUCAAUAUGAAGAUGGGGAACUCAGAGAAUCUCUUUUGAAUACUUGGGGUGAAGAUGGUGCUGAGGAAGGAGAAUCUGAACAUGUGGAUUAUGGGUCUGACAAUGGAGAGAAUGAUAUGUUUGAAGCUGCUUCCAGUUUCCCGCCUACUCCUCUCCAGCUUGAUCAUAUGGCACGCAAAAAUGGAGGGUUACCCAAUGGUAGCCAUGAUGGAACAUGGGCUGGGAAGAACGAUGCACAACAUGCUGCUUCGCAACCCUUAUUGAAGUGCUUGUCUGAAGCAGAUGUCCGGAAUGUUGGAUUUGGGAAGCAGAUUAUUGGAAGUAUUGCGAAUAAAGUUCAGAGAAGUUAUAGUAAGAAGCCAGGUGGGGAUGCGAGAGAUGCUCCAGAAUUUGGUUUAGGUCAUGAUAGGGUGAUUGGAUACAGUAAGUUUCUUAAAGAAGGUGACGAUGCCAAGGAGUUUAGCCAUUCAGCAAGAAUGAAGUCUUCUGGAUGGGAUCAGUUGCCUGAAUGUCGUAGAAGUUCUAGAGAUGGCCUGAAGGAUGCUGCACUUCAUUCUGUUGGCCAAGAUCAUGUUUCUUCUUCUAUGGAUGCCUCUGGUGCUCAUGAAUCCUUGAAAAGGGUGGGAUCAUCAUUGAAGAGAGACUUAUCAUCUCGAAUCGAGAGGCCAAAUUCCACUGAUGGGUCACACAGGAUGGAUAAGCCAUAUGUUAGGGCAAGCAGGUAUAAUGAUCGGAAUGGUUUAGAUUCAAAAGCUGAAAGGGAUAUAGGUGCUCCUAGAUCAGUUGGAAGGGGUGGAUCAUCUCGGCAUGCUCAGGGCCGGGGCAGAGGCGACCAUUGGGCUGAUUCUUCCAACCGCUAUGGUCCCAGUCAUCAUGAGUCAUCAGGUUGCUAUGGCCCACCUAGUUUCACUCACCCUGCUUCAAGAAAUGCAGCUGCAGCUGCUGUGGCAAAGGUGGAGAGUAGCGGCUUUGUUGUUGCACCUGAUGGCACAAUUGUUAGAGCUGGUGGCAUGGGAUCUGCCAGUCGGCUACCCAGACGAUCAGCAAAUGCUCCAAUGCGGAGUACACAUCGUUCUCUAUCAACAAGGGGAUCACCAAUUGAGAGAGACAGAGCAUGUGGUAUGCAGAGAGGACUUGGACAUUCAAGAGAGAGCCCUGAUAGACAUGCUGGUAUUGAUUGGGGUCAGGUUGGCAGAUAUGGUCCAGAAGCGGCCAGGGAGCGGUAUCGCAGGCCUGUGUCUGAUGACUGCAUGGAUUCAUCAUUGUCAUUGCAGAAUUCUAUAUCAAGGAGAGAGAGAAGCUUUUCCCCACGUAGAGGGCCUGUUCAUCUAUCUCGGUCUUGUACCAGAUCUCCUUCAAGAUCCAGGACUCGCUCCCCCAAUAUGUGGACAGCACCCAGGGGAAGGAGUGAUGGGAUGAAUGGGGGGCCUGGUUCACGCAGGCACAGUAGGUCUCCUCCAAAUUUCAAGACUGAAGCCAGGAUGGAGAGAAUGAGGUCACCCCGUAGGCGACCAGGCUUUGAGAAUCACAUGGUAGGCCAUGGCCCAACAUCCAGAAACCAUGCCUCCCCACCUCGUUCUUCAAGAUGGGUUAAUGAUAGGAAAGAGUCACCAGAUCAUCUUAGAGAACAUGACUACAAGCAAUGCAGGGUCUUCUCACGAACUGAUCGGUAUGACCUACUGGAUUCCUCAGGAAGAUUGAAGCCGGAUGAGUACUAUCGUUCCAUGUACCCUAGCAGGUUCCGUGGAUUUGUUGGUUUUGUUAGGGGAGCCAGGCAUGAUGAGAGUGGUGAAGAUAGACGAGGACAUGGUGAGAGAUAUGGAAUGCUUCAUUCUGUAAGGCAGCAUGAUAUUGAUGGCAAUAUAAAGCAUCUGCGGUAUGAUGCUGAAGAUGGUUUUAGGGCUCAUAACCCUCCUCCCAAAUCCUCAGAGUUCCACCGGCGAGGGAGCCCAAGGGGCUUUGACAGACACAUCGAGAGCCAACUUGAAGACUCACCUCAAAGGGCUAAAGAAGAGAAAAGUCAUUUUAGAUAUGGCAGAAGUGGAAGGCCUAAUGCCAGUUUUGAGUCAUAUGGAGUCCGAGAUCGCGAUGAUGACAGUACGACCCCACAGAGAAGGCCUUCAUGACUGCAUGUGCACUAAUUAUUCGAUCUGCUGCUUACAUGGGAUGCCAAGGAGAUGCUCAACCCCAUGAUUUUUUUUCUUUCAGAGGGAAAGGUGUCUUAGUCUGGCAACAUUUUGUAUUUCUAGUGCUUGUAAAAAUCUUACAUCAUCAGUAGAACUUUGGAAAAUUUUGUUUGGGUUUGAGGUUGUCUUUUUUGCCCUCCAUUUUCAUUAUAUAUUUUUAAUCUGGGUCCAAUUUGAGUCGGGUGUAAUCUUUAUAUGGGACCCAUUUGAAUAUGUCCAACCAAUGGAAUUUGAGCUUGUGCCUUUUGACAAUUGGCAUGAUUGUUAACUUGGAUAAAGUUUAUGGAAAUUCUAAUUA